GAGCGAUUCUCCGUCACCGUUACCAAUCCCCACUCACCAGCCGAUACGAUGGUGGCACCAUCGAUCGACACGUGUGAUCCAACCAUACGGCCUUGCUUAGCGACGCGUGGCUCACUUCCUCGUAGCCGCACUUGCGCGCCGCUUCUACUGCUCUCCCUCCUCCUCCUCCUCCUCCUAGGUUUAACGGUCUUAUGUACGGACGCAAUCUAUCCUGAGUCGAAGCUUCUCUGCUCUGAUUUAGUCUCUUCUCAUCUCCCAUGCCUGCCCUCUAGCUCAAUGGUGAGAAACUGCAAUAGACUCUGCAAAUUUUUUGACCGAAAAGUGGAUGUCCCGUGCCGUAGGAUUACAACUUCGCCGAGUAACAUCACUCAGACUGAACUACCUGAUAAGACUAUGCAAGCUAAGUGUUUGAAGAGCAUGUUUGAGUUGAUUGAUUCUGGAUUCUUCAAUGAAACUAAGAUUCAGGAGAUUGCAAAGGGGGCCACUGAAAUGAACGUUCCCAUAUAUCGAACCAACCGGAAACUAGUCGCUGCUAAGAAUGGCGGGCUGGAAAAUCCAUCUCCGCUGGUGUUUAAUCCGUCUUGGAACAGAGAAGUCCCACGAUUACAGGGCAAAAGAUUCAAAUUUCCUUCGGUAUCUGGAGUACGACUCCCUAGAGAUGAAGAAGAUAUCGCCUUCAUGAGCGUUCUUGAACUCGGAGAACUUAUAAAGACGAGACAAGUUACUUCCGAGGAGCUCGUUCGGAUUUAUCUCAAGCAGUUAAAACGGUACAAUCAUGUUCUUGAAGCAGUGGUUACUUAUACUGAAGAAUUGGCAUACAAACAAGCCAAAGAAGCUGAUGAUUUGCUCUCUAAAGGAACUUACCUCGGACCUCUUCACGGGAUUCCAUAUGGGUUGAAAGAUAUAGUUGCGGUUCCCGGAUACAAAACAACGUGGGGUUCUUCUUCUUUCAAAGACCAAGUUCUUGAUAUUGAAGCAUGGGUUUACAAAAGAUUGAAAGCUUCAGGUGCAGUUUUAGUAGCGAAGCUUGUUUCUGGCUCUCUGGCUUAUGAUGACAUUUGGUUCGGAGGACGGACUAGGAACCCGUGGAAUAUCGAGGAAUUCUCUACCGGGUCAUCAGCUGGACCCGCUGCUUCCACAUCAGCUGGUAUGGUUCCGUUUGCCAUAGGCUCGGAGACAGCAGGCUCAAUGACAUACCCUGCAGCUAGGUGCGGCGUAACAGCAUUGCGUCCGACGUUUGGGAGCGUUGGUAGAACCGGAGUGAUGAGCAUAUCCGAGAGCCUGGAUAAGCUGGGACCUUUCUGUAGAACAGCAGCGGAUUGCGCUGUAAUCCUUGACGCUAUCAAAGGGAAAGAUCCCGAAGAUCCCUCAUCAAGAGAGAUUGCAUUUGAAGAUCCCUUCUUAGUGGAUAUCACAAAACUCACUGUUGGGUAUACCAAAGAUGCUGACAUGAAGGUCGUGGAAGUUCUUGGGUCGAAAGGUGUUAAUAUGGUUCCUUUCGAACUAAAUUAUACAGUGGAGUCGGUUCAAGGGAUAUUGAAUUUCACAAUGGACGUAGACAUGUUGGCUCAUUUUGAUGAAUGGCAAAGAACCGGUCAAGAGGAUGUCUAUGAAGCUCAAGAUCAAUGGCCGGUUGAGUUGCGCCGUGCUCGUGUAAUUACAGCCGUCGAUUACAUUCAGGCGCAGAGAGCUCGUGGUAAACUGAUUCGAGAAGUGGAGAAGAGCUUUACAGUCGAUGCCUUUAUUGGAAACGUAACCGAUUGGGAGAAAGUCUGUAUGGGAAACCUUGUCGGUUUACCGGUUCUAGUGAUUCCGACCGGUUUCAAGAACAUAUCGGAACCACCGACCAACAGUUGUAGGAGAAGGACAACGAUCAAUGCUGGAAUUUAUGCUCCGCCGGAACGUGAUCACAUCGCUUUAGCAUUGGGUAUGGCGUACCAAUCGGUUACCGAUGCGCAUAGAAGGCGACCACCUAUCGAUGAUCUUGGUCCGGAUGACUUUAUACCGAAUCCACCUCGGGCUUUAAUCCCUCCACGAAGGUUACACAUCUGA
Thlaspi arvense is the source of this 2052-nucleotide messenger RNA. Lineage: Eukaryota; Viridiplantae; Streptophyta; Magnoliopsida; Brassicales; Brassicaceae. The record is from the annotation of a GenBank genome assembly.